CCCCACUGCACAACGGCUUGGUUGUAGAGAAAAGCCACGGUGCCCGCGCGCAAUCACUGUCUUUCUCUCGUUACCGCUCCCUCUCCUCCCUCUCCGGCACACUGUACUCGCACCGCACACCCUGCUGCCGCUCCCUCACCGCACUUCUGACGGCGCUGCACACACGCCCUCACACUUCACACCACCCGAUAGCAGACGCGAGCUCUGUACACUGCCGAUCCGCAACGAGCGACACCAACCCCAUCCUCGAACCAUUCGGCAUUACGCCGAUAGAAUGGGUCGAGUCUCCUUCGCCGACGAUGUAAAGCCACCAGCCGACGACCACGAGAUUGAAGAAGAGCCCGUCAAUGUCUAUCCUUACCAGAACACGCCCGAGAAUAAGUCAUGGGCUGGUGCGCUGCCAUUGAAGCAGGGUCUUUACGACCCAGAGCUUGAGAAGGAUGCUUGCGGUGUCGGUUUCGCUGCCCACAUCAAGGGCAAGCCGAGCCACAAAAUCGUCACAGAUGCACGCAACCUGCUCUGCAACAUGACCCAUCGAGGUGCGGUGGGUUCAGAUGCACGAGACGGUGAUGGCGCUGGCGUCAUGACUUCCAUCCCACACAAGUUUUUCGUCAAAAACUUUGAGCGAGAGCAGGGUUUCCAGCUACCAGAGCUUGGCAAAUACGCCGUGGGCAACGUUUUCUUCAAGCCUGAAGAGGAGGCAUUGAAGGAGACGCUCGCACAAUUCGAAGACAUUGCAGACCAACUCGACCUGCGGGUGCUUGGGUGGCGAGAGGUGCCAAAGGACAGCACACUCCUCGGCCCAGCAGCCAGCUCGCGAGAGCCGAUCAUUCUGCAGCCUUUCGUUGUCUCCAAGUCAGUCUACGGCACAGGGAAGGAAGUUCCAGCCGACUUCAACGAGAAGUACGACGAGCAGGUGUUCGAGAGACAGCUGUACGUGCUCCGAAAGCGUGCAACCCACAUUAUUGGUCUGCACAACUGGUUCUACAUUUGCUCUCUGAGCAACAAGAACAUUGUCUACAAGGGACAGCUUUCGCCAGUUCAGGUCUACGACUACUACCAUGAUCUGGUCAACGUCGAUUACGAGGGUCACUUUGCAUUGGUGCACUCUCGAUUCUCGACCAACACAUUCCCAUCUUGGGACAGAGCCCAGCCACUCCGAUGGGCAGCACACAACGGAGAAAUCAACACGCUUCGAGGCAACAAGAACUGGAUGCGUGCUCGCGAGGGUGUGCUCAAGUCCGAGUGGUUCGGCGAUGAUCUGGAAUCGCUCUACCCAAUUAUCGAGGAUGGCGGCUCUGAUUCUGCUGCUUUUGACAACGUUCUCGAGCUGCUUACGAUCAACGGCGUCCUCUCUCUGCCAGAAGCCGUGAUGCUGAUGGUGCCCGAGGCAUGGCAGGGCAACGAGACCAUUGAUGGUGCGAAGCAAGCCUUCUACGAGUGGGCAGCAUGCAUGAUGGAGCCUUGGGACGGUCCAGCCCUCUUCACAUUCUCGGAUGGCCGCUACUGCGGUGCCAACCUUGACCGAAAUGGUCUGCGUCCUUGCAGAUACUACGUUCUCGAUGAUGAUCGCAUCAUUUGCGCAUCUGAAGUUGGCACCAUCACCAUUGAUCCAUCUACCGUCGUCCAAAAGGGCAGACUGCAGCCAGGACGCAUGCUUUUGGUCGAUACGCAGGCAGGCAGAAUCAUCGACGAUGCUGAGCUCAAGGAGACUGUGUCAUCUCGCCAGGACUUCAGAUCUUGGCUCGACGCACAGCUGCUUGUUCUGCCAGACAUCUACAAGAAGCUGUUGGACAACGGCACAGACCUGUCCUUCAAGCUCACAGACACCACAGUCAAUGAUGACCCAAGACUGAAAGCAUUUGGCUACUCUUUGGAGCAAGUGUCUCUUCUUCUUGCUCCCAUGGCUGCAGACUCCAAGGAAGCUCUUGGAUCCAUGGGUAACGACGCACCUUUGGCAUGCUUGGCACAGCAGCCACGUCUGCUCUACGAAUACUUCCGUCAGCUGUUCGCGCAGGUCACGAACCCACCUAUCGAUCCAAUUCGUGAGGCGGUCGUCAUGUCGUUGGGCUCCUACGUUGGUCCACAAGGCAACUUGCUCGAAAUCAACAAGGAGCAGUGCCACCGACUCUACCUUCCAUCGCCAAUGCUCUCGGUUGAGGAGUUCAACGCACUCAACCAGAUCCCGUCUGUGCACCCAGACUGGAGCGUGGCCACCAUCGACAUCACCUUCCCCAAGAAGGAGGGCAUUGCUGGUUACUACGAAGCUCUCGACCGCAUCUGCGAGGCUGCAGGCGAGGCCAUCGAGAACGGUGACAAGAUCAUUGUUCUCUCUGACCGCAAGACUUCUACCGACCGCGUUCCUGUGUCUGCACUUCUCGCCACCGGUAUGGUCCACCACCACUUGGUCCGCAACCGAUGGCGUGCUCAGGCUGCGCUCGUUGUCGAGACUGCUGAGGCUCGUGAGGUGCACCACAUGUGUGUCCUCGUUGGUUAUGGCGCUGACGCGGUCUGCCCAUACCUCGCCAUUGAGUGCAUUCUGAAGCUUGAUCGCGAGGGUCUGAUUCGCAAGAAGAUUAGCCCAGAGAAGCUCAUUGACAACUACAAGCACUCUUGCGACGGUGGUAUCCUGAAGGUCAUGUCCAAGAUGGGUAUCUCGACCCUCCAGUCCUACAAGGGCGCACAGAUUUUCGAGGCUCUUGGUAUCGAUGACUCUGUCGUCGACCGCUGCUUCACUGGAACUGCCACUCGUAUCAAGGGUAUGACUUUCGAGCUCAUUGCUCAGGACGCCUUCGCUCUUCACGAGAAGGGUUACCCAUCCCGUGACAUUCGCGAGAUUCCAGGUCUUGCUGAGACCGGAGAGUACCACUGGCGUGACGGUGGUGAGCCACACGUCAACGACCCAGUCUCGAUCGCGAACAUCCAGGAUGCUGUCCGCAACAAGAACGACAAGUCCUACGAGGCAUACUCCCGAUCGGAGUACGAGCAGAUCAAGAACUGCACACUUCGUGGACUGCUCGACUUCGACUUCGAGGCUACUACUCCCAUCCCAAUCGAGCAGGUCGAACCAUGGACUGAGAUUGUGCGCCGCUUCGUCACUGGUGCCAUGUCGUACGGUUCCAUCUCCAUGGAGUCUCACUCCACCCUCGCUGUCGCCAUGAACAGACUUGGCGGCAAGUCCAACACCGGUGAAGGUGGUGAAGACCCAGAGCGAAGUUUGCCAAUGGAGAACGGCGACACCAUGAGAUCUGCCAUCAAGCAGAUUGCUUCUGGACGUUUCGGUGUCACCAGCAACUACCUUGCCGAUGCUGAUGAGCUUCAAAUCAAGAUGGCUCAAGGAGCCAAGCCUGGUGAAGGUGGUGAGCUUCCUGGACACAAGGUCUCGGGCCCCAUCGCCAAGACUCGUCACUCCACUCCAGGUGUCGGUCUCAUCUCUCCUCCACCUCACCACGACAUUUACUCCAUCGAGGAUUUGAAGCAGUUGAUCUAUGACUUGAAGUGCUCCAAUCCUCGAUCACGAGUUUCUGUCAAGCUUGUCUCCGAGACUGGUGUCGGUAUCGUGGCGUCUGGUGUCGCCAAGGCCAAGGCUGACCACAUUCUGAUUUCUGGACACGACGGAGGUACCGGAGCCUCACGAUGGACUGGUAUCAAGUAUGCCGGUCUGCCAUGGGAGUUGGGUCUCGCCGAGACUCACCAGACCUUGGUCCUCAACGACCUUCGUGGUCGUGUCAUUGUGCAGACUGAUGGUCAACUCCGUACUGGCCGUGAUGUCGCACUCGCCUGUUUGCUCGGUGCUGAGGAGUUUGGCUUCGCUACAACUCCUCUUAUCGCCAUGGGCUGCAUUAUGAUGAGAAAAUGCCACUUGAACACCUGCCCGGUCGGUAUCGCCACUCAGGAUCCUGAGCUCAGGAAGAAAUUCAAGGGUACGCCCGAGCAUGUGAUCAACUUUUUCUACUACGUCUCGAACGAAUUGCGUGCAGUCAUGGCCAAACUUGGAUUCCGCACGGUCAACGAGAUGGUCGGCCACACAGAGAUGCUCAAGGUUCGCGAGGACCUUCGCAAUGCAAAGACUGAGAACAUCGAUCUCAGCUUGAUCUUGACUCCAGCCCACACCUUGCGAUCUGGUGUUGCUACCUACAACGUCCGCAAGCAGGACCACAAGCUUCACACUCGCUUGGACAACAAGCUCAUCUCCGAGUCCGAGCUGGCUCUCGAGAAGGGUCUGCCAUGCCGCAUUGAGUGCGACAUUGUCAACACUGAUCGUGCACUUGGCGCAACUCUGUCUUACCAGAUCAGCAAGCGCUACGGCGAGAAGGGUCUGCCAAACGACACGAUCCACGUCAACAUCCGUGGCUCGGCUGGUCAGUCUUUUGGUGCUUACCUUGCACCAGGUGUGACACUCGAGCUCGAGGGAGACUCCAACGACUAUGUCGGAAAGGGUCUGUCUGGUGGUCGCCUGAUCGUGUACCCAUCCCGCACGUCGGUCUUCAAGGCGGAAGAGAACGUCAUCAUCGGUAACGUUUGCUUGUACGGUGCCACUGCCGGUACUUGCUUCUUCCGCGGUGUUGCUGCUGAGCGUUUCGCUGUCCGCAACUCUGGUGUCACUGCCGUCGUCGAGGGUGUUGGUGAUCACGGUUGCGAGUACAUGACUGGUGGUCGCAUUGUCGUUCUCGGCAGCACUGGUCGCAACUUUGCUGCUGGUAUGUCCGGAGGUAUUGCCUACGUUCUCGACCUGCACAAGGACUUCGAGGGUAAGGUCAACCAGGAGAUGGUUGAGCUCUCUGGUCUCGAGGACCCACAUGAGAUUGCCUUCCUGCGCGGUCUCAUUGAGGAUCACCACCACUACACUGGCUCCGAGCUGGCUGCCCGUAUCCUGCUCGACUUCAACCGUGCUCUGCCACACUUUGUCAAGGUCCUCCCAACCGACUACAAGCGUGUUAUGGAAGAGGAGGCACAGAAGAAGGCUGCUGCCGCAAAAGCAGAGUACCCUCUGCCAAUUCUCCCAGGCAAUGCCGUGCGCAACCUCCACGAGACCUCCCGUGAGCACGAACACGCCGCUGAGAAGAAGAAGGCCAGCCUUGGCGAUCUCGAGGAGAGUGUGUCUGACGCCGCCCGCGAGAAGAAGCGAUCGCUCGUUCUCGACAAGACCAAGGGCUUCAUGAAGUACCAACGCCGUGCAGAGAAGUACCGACCUGCAAAGACGAGGACUCGCGAUUGGGCUGAGCUCAGCAGCCGUCUCAACGAGGAUGAGCUCAAGUACCAGACUGCCCGAUGCAUGGACUGUGGUGUGCCAUUCUGCCAGUCUGACACUGGUUGCCCAAUCUCCAACAUUAUUCCAAAGUGGAAUGAAUUGGUGUUCCAAGGUCAAUGGAAGGACGCCUUGAACAGGCUGCUCAUGACCAACAACUUCCCAGAGUUCACAGGUCGUGUCUGCCCAGCUCCUUGCGAGGGUGCUUGCGUUCUCGGCAUCAACGAGGACCCAGUUGGCAUCAAGUCCGUCGAGUGCGCCAUCAUCGAUCGUGGUUUCGAGAUGGGCUGGAUGGUGCCAACACCACCAAAGAUCCGCACCGGCAAGAAGGUUGCCAUCAUUGGAUCUGGUCCAGCCGGUCUUGCUUGCGCCGAUCAACUCAACAAGGCCGGUCACUCGGUCACCGUCUAUGAGCGCUCUGACCGCGUCGGUGGUCUGCUCAUGUACGGUAUCCCUAAUAUGAAGCUCGACAAGAACGUUGUCCAGCGCCGUGUCGACUUCAUGGCUGCUGAGGGUAUUGAGUUCAAAACUGGUAUCUUCGUUGGCGAGGGCGACGUCACUAUGGGCUCUCUGCGCAAGGAGAACGACGCCGUGGUCAUGGCCACUGGCUCGACUCUUGCUCGUGACCUCAAGAUUCCAGGCCGCGACCUCAACGGCAUACACUUUGCCAUGCAAUUCUUGCACAAGAACACCAAGUCGCUCCUCGACUCUGAGCUUGCCGACGACGCCUACAUUUCGGCCAAGGGCAAGAACGUCAUUGUCAUCGGAGGUGGUGACACUGGUAACGACUGCAUUGGUACCUCCGUCCGUCACGGUGCCAAGUCGGUCAUCAACUUUGAGCUUCUGCCACAGCCACCAGCCCAACGUGCCAACGAUAACCCAUGGCCACAAUGGCCCCGUAUCUACCGUGUCGACUACGGUCACACCGAGGUCAAGACCCACAUGGGCCGUGACCCACGUGAGUUCUGCAUCAUGUCCAAGGACUUCGUCGAUGACGGUAGCGGAAACGUCAAGGGUGUCAACAUCAAGCGUCUGGAGUGGACCAAGAACUCCAGCGGUGGUUGGGACAUGAAGGAGAUCCCGGGCAGCGAGGAGUUCUUCCCAGCUGAGCUCAUCCUCAUCUCCAUGGGUUUCUUGUCCCCAGAAGACAAGGUCUUCGAGGGCCAGAUCGAGCUCGACGGCCGCAAGAACAUCAAGACCCCUCCAGGACACUACACCACCAACAUUGAUGGUGUCUUUGCCGCUGGUGAUUGCCGACGUGGUCAAUCUCUCAUCGUCUGGGGCAUCAACGAGGGCCGCAUGUGCGCACGCGACGUCGACUCUUACCUCACUGGUGUUGGCACCAUGCUUCCAGUCACUGGUGGUAUCGUCAAGCGACCACCAUACGAGCUCCUCUCCAAGCAACAGGACGCACCAAAGGAGCUCAUCACUGCUGCCGCAUAAAUCAGCAGUACAGCAGACUGAUACAAGUUUACUUUUCAGCAUUGUCGAUUUUCCCGCACAUACGGAGCGGUUUUCAGGUCUUACUCCGCCCCUACAGAUACCCUUUUGAAAGCGUUACGAGAAAUCAUAGAGGAAAAUUGGCAUGGGCUUUGGCAUCAUGGGGCGGACAUCCGCCAUAGAUGCCCUAUGCAUUAAUCCGAGAGCACGUGUGUGUACGAUGAUGGAAUCUCGCUACGACAUCGAACGGAAGGGGGGAACUUAUUCACGAUUUUCACGAUUUGACAAGAAAGAAAAGAGGAAAUAUGAAAUCGAUGCGAAAUGGGGAUGGGAAUGGGUUUUGUAUUUGACUUCUUAUAUGCUUUUGCACAUAUCUAUGAUUUUUUGAUUCUGCGUUUGGGAUCGAGAAGGGACUUGAUUUUGCCCUGCAUGAACAUAUAUAUUUGCACCAAUAUGAGCUGAGCGCC
This is a messenger RNA of Cercospora beticola, 7155 nucleotides long. RefSeq names its product glutamate synthase (NADH) (gene GLT1). The record is from RefSeq and is a predicted model, not a curated record. Gene Ontology annotation, molecular function: iron ion binding; FMN binding; iron-sulfur cluster binding. NCBI's taxonomy places the organism in Eukaryota, Fungi, Ascomycota, Dothideomycetes, Mycosphaerellales, Mycosphaerellaceae.